Molecule: messenger RNA, 999 nt
Organism: Prunus persica (peach)
Lineage: Eukaryota; Viridiplantae; Streptophyta; Magnoliopsida; Rosales; Rosaceae
Product: late embryogenesis abundant protein At1g64065
Exons: 1
Coding region: 214-822 (202 amino acids)
Source: RefSeq, a predicted model, not a curated record
UGUUUGUUUUGGCUUUUCCUGCAGGGACAAGUCACAUUUUCUUCCUUUCUUCUAAUACCUACCUUAGUCAGAAGUCAGAAUGUCCAAACAUUAUAAAUAAAAACAUCAUAUUCAUUCUAUCUACUUCCCAAUUCAUCUUCAAGAAGAAACAAAACCAACCCACAAAACAUUCUGAUCUUCCCAGAAAAGAAAAGAAAAGAAAAGAAAAAGAUAAUGGCUGAGAAGAACAAUCAGGCCUCUCCAUCAGCAGCAGCUACUAAUGGACAGCACCCCACAGUUGAUGAAGAAUCUGCCAUUUUGCCAUCCCAGGAGCUCAAACGCAAGAAGAGAAUCAAAUUGGCAAUCUAUAUUUCUGCUUUUGUUGUGGUUCAGAUCAUAGUUAUCACCACAUUUGCACUCACUGUGAUGCGUGUGCAGUCCCCCAAGCUCAGAUUGGGCGCCAUCAGCGUCCAAACUCUCAACGCUUCCUCUUCAACACCUUCAUUUGACAUGACCUUCACAACCCAAGUCAGGAUAAAGAACACAAAUUUUGGUCGCUAUAAGUUUGAUGCUACCAAUGUUAGGUUCAUGUACGAAGACAGGGCUGUUGGGCAAGUUAGAAUUCCCAAGAGCAAGGCUGGGAUGCGUUCGACCAAGAAGAUUGAUGUGACAGUGAGUUUGAAUUCCAAAGAGUUGCCAAGCAGAAGCAGGUACAAUCUUGGCAAUGAACUCAAAACUGGGGUUUUGAGUCUGAGUAGCGAAGCACGGUUGGCCGGAAAGGUUGAAUUGAUGUUUGUGAUGAAGAAAAAAGUCUGCCAAAAUGGGAUGCACUUUGGAGUUUAAUUUGUCAACAAAGAAGAUUCAAUAUUUGCAUUGCUACUACUAAGGAAAAGCUCAACAAUCAAUCUAUUUCUUGAAUUUUCUCAGGACAUUACUUCUUUCUUGUUAAUACUUUUUCUUUGUUCUUUUUCGCAUAUGAUCGAAAUAAAAAGUACAGCUGCUCCUAAAUUAAGAUUUCUA